AUGUUGAUUCAAUUGAAAAAUAUUUUACCAUUAAAAGUAGUCAGGUCUUCUUUUGAAAUACUGUUUUGUUCUUCUACAGGAUCCAAGUUAAGGAUAGUUCUUGUUGGCAAAACAGGCGCAGGGAAAAGUGCUACAGGAAAUACAAUUCUUGGAAAAGAAAUCUUUCGAUCUUACAUCUGUCCUUCUUCAGUAACUAAGCACUGCAUAAAGGAAGAAGCAGACAUUAAUGGAACUUGUAUUUCCGUAAUAGACACUCCAGGUCUAUAUGGCACACACUUGACUAAUGAAGAAAUUGCACGUGAAAUGAUCAAAUGCUUGUGUCUGUCUUCCCCAGGACCUCAUGUCUUUUUGAUAGUGAUCCAGCUUGGCCGGUUCACAAAAGAAGAAAGAAACACAAUUCAGAUCAUAAAGGGGAUAUUUGGGGAAAAUGCAGGGAAGUACUCAAUGGUCAUUUUUACUCAUGCAGACCAACUAAAAAACAAAACUAUAACAAAAUAUCUAGAGGAAGCUGAUGCUUCAUUAAGAAAUCUAAUUGAGCACUGUGGUCAUAGAUUUCAUACAUUCAACAACAACAUAUGUAAUGACCAAACUCAAGUUACAGAGGUGCUGGACAAAAUUAAGAACAUGCUACAAGCUAAUGGAGGCAGCUAUUACACUAAUGACUUGUGCAUAAAGGCUGAGCAAACCAUUAGAGAAAAGCAAACAAAGAUACUGAACCAGCGAGAAAUGGCAAUAAAGAAAAAAGAACAAGAGAUAAGAGAAAAUCUAGAAGCAGAGUAUAAAACAUUGAUUAAAAGUGUUUGUGAAAGUGAAAAAAUCAAAACAGAAAGAGAGAGAGCAGAAAGAGACAGUCAGGCACAAAAAAAAAAAGGCCAGCAAGAAAAAAUUAAAGAAUUUGAGAGGAUAAUAAGAGAAGGAAAUGAAAGGGUAAAAAAAGAAUCAGAAAGUGUAAAAAGAGAUAGAACAGAGAGAAUAAUUAAAGUUAAAAUUGAGAGAAGGAGAGAAGACAACAUAGAGAAAGCAAUUGAAGAGAUAGAGAGAGAAAAAGAUAAAGAAAUGAACAGAGCAGAAAUGCAAGAAAUGGAGAAAACAAGCAGAAAAGAAAUAAAGAGUGUAAAACAGGAAGAAAUGGAGAAAGAAAGAAAAGAAGAAAUAGGAAAAAUGUAUAAAGAGGGGAUGGAAAGUGCAAUAAAAGUAGAGAUGGACAGAGCAAAACAGGAAGAAAUGGAGAAAGAAAGAAGAGAAAAGGAAAUUAAAAUCCUUUUGGAAAAGUGUGAUAAAGAACAAAUGAAGGCUAAAAAAGAACAGGAAACUCGGAAAACAUUAGAAGCACUAAAGCUGGAGGAAGAAACAAGAAGGGCAGAAGAAGAAGAAAAAAAUAAAAAAAGAGAAGAAGAGCUACAAAGACAGACGAAGGAAGAACGAGAGAAAGCAAGACUUGAGGAAAGACAAAGGCUGAAAGCAGAGGAACUUAGAAGAGAGAUGGAAGAAAAGUAUGCAGAGGCUGUAAAAGAGCUUCACGAGAAAGAAAAAGAGUUAGCAAGGAAAGAAGCAGAAAGAAAUACUGUUUUAGAAACAGGGAUAGGUGCAAGUUUAGGAACAGGAGUAGGUGCAGCCAUUGGAAUUAUUGGAGGACCUUUGGGAAUGGCUGUAGGAACAGCAGUGGGAGGAGCAGUGGGGAGUGCGAUAGGAAAUGGUAGUAGGUCACAGUAA
This is a messenger RNA of Erpetoichthys calabaricus (reedfish), 1713 nucleotides long. RefSeq lists its product as uncharacterized. Bases 1 to 1713 code for a protein of 570 amino acids. NCBI's taxonomy places the organism in Eukaryota, Metazoa, Chordata, Cladistia, Polypteriformes, Polypteridae. The record is from RefSeq and is a predicted model, not a curated record. Gene Ontology annotation, molecular function: GTP binding. The transcript has a single exon.